Molecule: messenger RNA, 9175 nt
Organism: Spodoptera frugiperda (fall armyworm)
Lineage: Eukaryota; Metazoa; Arthropoda; Insecta; Lepidoptera; Noctuidae
Exons: 42
Coding region: 93-8918 (2941 amino acids)
Biological process (GO): transmembrane transport; monoatomic ion transport
Cellular component (GO): membrane
Molecular function (GO): protein-containing complex binding; monoatomic ion channel activity
Source: RefSeq, a predicted model, not a curated record
CUAAAGUCAUGUUUCAAAGUUUUAACUCUUCGAUAGUUUACAGAAGUUUGUUAAUUAUUUUCUUGAGCAUUUUUAAUUAAUUUUGAAGUGAGAUGUCGAAUCCGAGGCAGGUUAUCGGCAGUAGACAGCUGAGCAACCGAUCCACCGGGUCGAGCCGUACAAGCCAGAACAGUUAUGCUAGUGGCAGCUACAGCAGUAUCGGCAGUAUGGGCAGCUUAGCCAGUAAGAUGGGCAGCAAGUUCCGCAGUAAACUUGGCAGCCACUCCAACCGUAGAGACGUCGAAUUCUCGUUCUUUAUACGACAGAAAGAGGCUUUAUAUCCACCUUGGUGGACCCGCGAAGGACUAGUCGACUGGUUCCGAGACCUGCCUGAUGAUACGUUGUGGAACUGUUACAUCUGCGUCUGUGUGCUGGUUGGCAUCGUGUGGACCCUCACACAGCUUCAGAACAUAUACCUGAACAUCCUUGACGUCAUCUAUAACAUCUCUUACGCCAUCCACGUCUUCGCUAUUGGGUAUAAGAUCGUCGGCGAAUUGGAAAAUACCGAUAUCAAAUAUGGGAUUAUUCUGGGGUUCCUCAUCGACCUGGGAUCCUUUGCUCAUUACGUGAAAGCCUCCAGUCCUACUUUCGUACUGGUUUGCUAUUACGUGCGACUUCAUCGACCCUACAAAUACCUUUGGUCAUUAAACGACUAUAAUUUGAAAGGCAGUGUAUUGGGGACAGCUCUGAAGUACUGCUACGUGUUCAUUGUGCUACGAAUCACUUGGGCUUACAUUUGGACACAUGUGGAUGGGUCAGGAGGCACUCUGUAUCCGGAGCAGCAUAAAGAUGAAGUUCCUCAGACUCCUGCCGCAGAGUUCCUUAAAGCACUCUACCUCAUCAACAAGAUGUUUAUACCUAUCGGACCUUCAGAAUUUCCUGACUCGGAUAUUGAACGCGUCCUCUGCCUCGCGAUCAUGUUAUCCGGGUGUCUGGUGGUGACCGGUGCUGCUGUGGCAUCCUUGUCCCUCGUCAUCAGCCUCUACAUGAGACCUGAGGAGACCUUCCGAUCAAGAUACAGGCUCAUCAUGAAGGAUAUGAAAGAUACCCAAGUGCCGAUUGUGCUCCGAGACAAGGUGGAGACGUUUUAUAGGAUGUACUGGCACAAAGCGCGCGCCGUCUCCAAGACUCGGCUACUGCCGACCUACCCGCCGACUGUGCCCGCGACCAUCAACGUCGACAUAUAUUUUGAGGCUACACAGAAAGCUCGGAUCCUUCGUGACCUGACAUACCAGAUACUGUCAGAGCUCGCGAGCACGAUGCAAACCAUCCACUACAUCCCCGGAGACGCCAUCAUCAAGCGAGGCGCUAAGAAGUGCAAGAUUAUCUACAUCACGUAUGGAGAUAUUGAAAUGCUGACUGCUGAAGAUGACACUACACCAAUUUUGCGGUUUACUCGCGGAACGGUGCUGACACCGUGUGGCUGUGCUGCUGCAGCGGCGGUGGGUACAUCCCACCUGGCUGUCAGGGCUGCCACCUUCUGCACUGCACAUGUCCUCACUGCAGCUGACCUUUGGAGGGUCGUCAAUAAGCAUGCCGUCUCACAGGACCAUGCGGGACCUAUACUGGCAUCCUUCACUGACCACAUUGAAAAAGUGAAACGGCAUUAUCAAAUGAAGAUACCUGAUAAGUCGAUCCACAAAAGCAGCAUCCUGCAUUUCAACCGCAACCUCAUGUCUCUGAAGAAGAUGAAGAAUGCCAAUGGAGAACCCUUGCUGGCCAGCUCCGACAUCUUCCUAGAGAUCGCUGGCUGUUACAUCAUGAGGAAUCGCUCCAGAGCUACUCAAACAGACACAGCCGACGUGAUAUGUCUGCGGCCGGUGUUCCCCUGCAUCCUGCACCCGUCAUCAUCACUCCUGGCUGCAUGGCACUUCUUCGUUGCCACACUUAUCCUCAUCAUCUGUAUUACCCAUCCUUACAACUUGGUGUACAAGAAGACAGUGACGUUGACGUUCCGUUUCUUCGACUACGUCAUGACUGCUGUGUUUAUUCUGGACCACAUCGUGCACCUGUCCACUGGAGCCAACGUUGAAGAAGGAGUGCCCAUAACGUUUGCGCAGACAUCCUCCCAGCAGAUGCGCAGCCACUGGUUCGUGCUGGACGUGGCGGCCACGCUGCCUAUCUUCGAGUUCGUUGGUGAUGGACAUUUUGCAGGCAUCAAUAAGCUCCUCAGGCUACCAAAGCUGUUCCGUGUGCUCAAGAGCUUGGAGGAGAGCUGCGUGUACCAUAGCAACGUGCUUCGCUUCCUAUCCUACACGUUAUUGCUCCUCAUUGCCUGUUACCUCAUCGCUUCCAUGCAACAGGCCUUCAUGUGUUAUCAGUCUGGUUAUUGUCUGGUGACAAACAUGACUCACCGACCAUUCUGGGAUCGAAAGCCACUCGACGAGGAGACAGUCCAAGAGAGGAUUAUAUUUGGACUGUACUGGUCCAUAUCGAUGAUCAAUUUUAUCUUCCACAGAGAGACAUGGGGCACAGGAAACUGGGAGAACGUCAUUUAUACCAUGGCCAUCCUAGAGAUUUGCGUCGUCCUACGAAUCUUCAUGGAGUCCGUUUACUCUGCUACUAUUAUGGUUACCACUGCUCUAAGAGAAGAUUACGACUCCCGUAUAGCGAUAGUGAAGAGUUUCCUGAUCAGGAAUGAAGUGAACCCAGUACUGAGGAAACGGUUCAUUGAGUAUUUGCAGCUCUGUUGGUAUACUGAUAAGGCGUUCACGAUGACGCAUAAGAACGCGAACAUAUUCUACGAUCUACCACCACAUGUGUACCAGGAUAUUGUGAGCAGGAACCGCAGCAAGUACAUACAGAUCAUACCUUUCAUGAAGUUGCUUUCAAAGGAAGAUAUCAGCGUGAUUUCUUCUCAGGCGAAGCUGUUCUACACUUCACCCAAUGAGAUACUGCUCAACACUGGAGAACUCUCUAACGAGAUCUAUAUCAUCAAACAAGGAUACUGCGAGGUUCUCGACCCUGUUACAAAGCAAAGAGUUGGAACGUUGACUACAAAGAACCACUUUGCUGUUCUGAUUUGCUUGCUACGUCUUCCAGCGUAUUACACUAUUCGUGCCAUCACCCACGUACAAGUUCUCUGCUUGACAAGGAAAAUUCUUCUAGAGACCGCUUUACAAAACCGACAAAUUAAGAAGGCUCUUGAAUAUCUUAAGGCUACGAAAGAGUACCACAGCGUGCAGAAGAAAAUGCCCGCGUUCAUGAAGUAUGAACCGCCAGAGCCGACGCCGAACAUGAUGCGGUUCCGACUGCCUAGGAAACAUGAACCAGACACCGAGUUCCUGUACCCCUUCACCAGGCUCGGAUUCUUGUCUAUUUUACGCUACGUCUUCCCUCGGUACACCAUUCGACCUGAUGGUAAGUACCUCAUCCGCUACGAGUGGUUCCGCGUGAGCUGCGCCAUGUUGUCCGCGCAGCUGUUCCCGCACUACACCUACCUGGUGCUGCAGUGGCCCUGGCUCUACUACGUCACACUCUUCCUCGAUAUGUCCGCGUAUUUCGAUAUAGGUCAACGCAUGCUGAUUGGCUACUUCAAUGAGGGAGGGAUCCUGGUCUAUCAUCCGUCCAGCACAGCAGCCUACUACUUGAAGGGAGCUUUUCUAAUGGAUGUAGUGGCCUGCCUACCCUUGGAGAACUUGGAAUCAGCACGAAAGGACAGCUAUGAUUACAGACUCCGUGUAACACCGACGAAGCAGUUCCUGAUGCUGAACCGUCUCAUCCAGCUCUAUAGGAUGCCGAGCGCCAUGAUGGUGCUCAAGGAACACAUGUCGAGACAAGACUUACUCUUGGUGUUCCAAGCCAUACCGCUAUUUAUGACGAUGCUGAACUUGUCGACUUGCUUCAUAGUCUUCUACUCCGUGAACAUAUUCUACUCCAUAAACGAUGAUGGUAGCUAUGAUUGGUUGAUAAUGCCUUUUGAUGACGAUGGAGGAUCCUGGCUGCUUUUGUUUCGUGAUACCUUUCGCUUCAACCUGACGGAGACACCAUUGAACCUCCACGUGGGGACCUACUUCUGGGUGGUGUACGAGUGCAGCACCACCGGCUACGGAGUGUUCCAACCUAGCAACAUCGAGAUCAUGCAGGUCCUGUUCAUUGGGAUCGCCUGCAGUGCAAUGAUAAUCACGUACUAUUCAGUUCAGAUCAUCAGUAUACGUGCUAACGUCAACCAGUCUCUGGCCAGCUUCCAACAAGACAUGAAGGACAUUAACGUGUACUUGGCCAGGGAGAAGAUUACUGGAGAACUGCAAAAGGAGACUCAACGUUACUACGAGUAUAAUUGGGAGAAGAUGGGUGGUAUCGACUAUCUAGGAGUUCUGAAGCUGUGUGACCAGAUCACGCUGCGGACUGAUGCCAUCUUGCAUAUUUACGGACCCACUUUUGUCAAGUGCCCAAUACUGGUAAACGCAGAUAUAUCUCUUCUCCGUAUCCUGGGGCGUGCAAUCCACAGCGUGUACUUCCUCCGUGACAUGAAGAUCAUAGAGCAUGAUGACAUGGUUUCUGACAUGUACUUCGUGGACUAUGGAGGAGUCGAGGUCAGGGUCGUCUCUGGAGAAAACACACAGAUCGUACGACUUCCCAGGGGAAGUAUCUUUGGUAACCUGGAGACCUUGGAGGCACGUCGCAGCUCAUACAACGUGGUGGCUACAGGUCGGCUGCAUCUGCUGAUGAUCAAGACCAGUGUAUUCGCCACCAUAGCCAAGGAUUUCCCUGAAGUCAAGGAACUUAUGAACAAGUCCAAAACUGGAAUCGGACAAGACAAUAAGAUGUAUGUCUUGGGCGGUGAAGCCAUAGUGAAGAUCAGGCGCACUGCCACGAUGGGCAACAGGCCUCUUCGAAACAAGACCAGCAUCAUCAAGUACAUUUAUUUCCAAGAAAACGCCGUGCAGAUCUAUCUGAUGGCAGUCUGCCUCGGCUGCAUCUAUUUGGACAUGUUCAAUGCUGGACAUCAGAUCAACAGCACCUGGAUGUUAGCUACGCUCUACGCACUGGACCUGGCAUUCUUUUUGAAGAUAUUCACACAACACUCCUUGCCGUUCCUCGUUCCCAAUAAAAAUAUCAAGAAGAUGAUGUUGCCUAUUAGAAAGAUGUACUUCAAGCUAGAAUUCAAAUACGAUUGCAUAUCCGUACUUCCUAUAGAGUUCUUCAGCUUUGCCAUCGCUGACAAUAACGUGAAGUGGAUGGUGUUCUCCUGGCUACGUCUGAAUCGGACAUUUAGAAUAGCAACAGUCCACAAAUGCAUAAAGCGUCGCAAGGAGAGCAUCACGGCGAAUCUGACGGUGACGACGAUAGUGGCGGUGGUGAUCUGGUUCACGCUGUUCGUGCACGCCACCGCCUGUCUCUGGCACUUCAUCGGCAUGAUGGAAGACUCCGUCCAAGCUAAAUCUUCGUGGAUGUAUAUGAAUUCGGGUGAAAGCCACUGCGACAACCACUACAUUUGUUCUCUCUACUUCGUGAUCACGACAUUCACACAAAAUGGAGUGGGAGACAUCAUACCCAAGAAACUAUCGGAGGUGAUCUUCGUGUCGAUCCUGAUGAUUCUAUCGACCAUGAUAUUCAUGGUCUACGUGGGAGAGUUCUCCAGCAUCAUCCAGUACCAGUCAUACCGGUCUUUCAGCUUCUACAGCAAAUACUUGGAAUUGCAGGAGUUUAUGAAAAACAACAGGGUGUCCAAUUACCUUGUGACGAUAGUGAACAAGUACACCCUGCACUUGUGGCGAGAGAGCAGAGGACUGCAGAUACCUCACUUCUUGAAGGACGCACCCCUCUCCCUCCGGCUGAGGAUCAUGUCGGCAGCCUACCUGCAUCACAUCUCCAGGCAUCACAUAUUUGAGAGGUGUGAACCGGCUUUCUUGAGGCAACUGGUCGGUUGCCUGCAGGUCUAUACUUACAAUGAAGGGAUGUACGUGGUGAAAGAGAGUGAGAUCACGGAUGCGAUGUACGUGAUACACACUGGCAAAGUGAGGGAGACUUGCGAGGAGAUGGACGCCACAGCCGCCAGUGGCAGGGUCUACCCUGCAGGCUCCUACUUCGGCAUCACGCAAGGAUUAUUUCGCAACACCCCGUACACUCACUCGUAUGAAACGGUGAUCAAGUCACAGGUGCUUACUCUGAAACUCGACGACUGGGAGUACCUGCUGAAACAUUUUCCGUACAGCAAAAACACUAUACAUAAACAUAUGAGGCAAUUAGGAGACGAUCAUAGGAAACGUGGUAACUGGCCUGGAGGUCCUCCGGUAGACCCUUCUCUUACCCCUGCACGACUAACUGAAUCCACUGACCUAAUGGAUGCUCCUCAGGAACAUUCGCGACAUCCAGGAGGCACAAGGCUUUUUGAAAGUGAUUUUGAUCAAAACAAAUUUGUGCCCCCACCAUCUAUGAGGAGAUUAUCGCAUUCUGAUUUAUCAGAAGAGCAGACAAAAUCAGAAGCAGUUGUGCAAAAAGAAGAAGAAGAAGAAGCAAUUGUUACCGUAGAAAAACAAAAACAAAAACAAAUUGGUUUUUUUACAAAAGUAGGUCGCACUGCCAAGAAGCUAAUGGGUAGAGUCUCUGAUCCUGAUAUAUUAACUGCAGUAUCCGGUGAAGGCAAAGACGAGCUUUUACUCGAAGAAGACGAAGAAGCAACCGAGGCCUUGCUUGCCCAGUUUGAUGCAGCAAAAAAACUUGCUGAAAAGGAACUAAAUUUAAAAAAACUCAGAUCUCGCCGUAAAAACAUGUUUAAAGCCCCAAUAGAAGAUGAAAAUACGGAAAAGCAAAUGUUUUCUUUGGAUAUAGACGAGCCUGGUCCUGAAAGAUCAGAAUCUCAACCAUUUGUAGUCCGACCUCUUCGAAUUCGCGAUUCAGACACAGGCUUCACUUCUAAAGACGACCCUAACAAAGAUAUUUUGAAGCUAGGAGGACGCUCAAAAUCUAAAACAGGCCGUGAUUCAAUGUUGUCUGAAGGUAAAAGAGACGCUACUGCUACUACAGAUACUACAAAUAAAGAAAAGGAAUUAGCUCAUGUGUCUUUAGCUAACAAAACUGAUGAAAUGGCUGAUAAAAGGACUGCUGCGGAUACAAUGACUAAAUUACUAAUACCAACUAAACGAUCAUCGGAAAUACAACUUGCUAUGGAUAUAGCAACGACAGAGUCCAAUAGUACGGCUGUCACUACAAAAGAAUCCUCAUUAGCAGAUGCUACCUUAGGAGCUAUUGAUUCUAAAACAAAGCGACCUCUCAGUCCACCAACAAUUGGCUCAUCUAAAGCUGCAACAGGUGCAGUAACAUCGGAUGUCCAAGUUGUAAUUGAUAUGACAGAAGCAGAUUCAAAACUGACCGAAGAAAGAAAAGAAAGCGGAAGUACGCUUAAGGAAAACUUAAAUACUAUGUUAGAUAAAUUAACAACUUCUAUAGAGGAAAAGGUAGGUGCAAUAGAAAGUAAAUUGCAUGAAGACAAGACUAUAGAAGAUAAGAAAACAAAGGAAGACGCAGAAGAGAAAGAAAUUAUUAUAUCCUCUAGUGAAACUUCAGCGAAUGAAGAGGAGAUUAUGGAAACCACGCUAAUGGUACAAACCCCUUAUAUCGAUAAAUCAGAACCGACACCUACAAUAGAUACUAAAGAUACAGUUAAUUUACCUCCUGGCCCUGAUCAAGACAUAAAGAAAACUCAGCCCAAUACGACUGAAGAAAAUGUUAUAGAAAAGGCACUUGAUCUUUUAUAUCCUGAUUUGGAAACUGAGAAUAAAGUAAAAGAAGUUAGUAGCCCACAAACAAAUGAAACCCUCAAGCCCAUUGGACAGGAAGUUGUGCAAGGUAUUCUAAAGUCUACUCAGGCUCCUCCAGCAACGAGUAUACAAACCAGUCCACCUGUCAGAGAAACUGCUCCCGAACAAGCAAGUACAAGUGUUCAAGCUGCCCAAGAUAUUAGUAAACCACCUCUUAAUCCGAUAUCUACAGGCACGCAAGCAUCCCUGGCCUCUACCAGUGUUCAAGUUUCCAAACACCAAGAGGAUGUUGAUACACCUCAAGAUGACAAAAGUAUGCAAGCUGCACAACGUGGUAGAGAUACUACAGCUACUAAAGAUGUAACAGGUACCCAAACACCUCUUGUAAUUAAGGAUGAACAGCCUAAUCUAGGUACCAAAGAUGUGCAUCCCACCAAGACGGAUUCUAGUAAAUCAGAGGGCAUCGAAAAAUUAGUGUCAUUUUUGUCAGAAACAACCAUCAGAUCUGAAGAACUCAAAGUUAGUUCUAGAGUUGUUGAUCCACAACCCCCGCCACCAUUUGAGGAAGUAGAAGCGCGUAAGAGUUCAUUUGCGAAAAAUACGAUAAUUUUCGAACCUACUGCUAUUCUUUCGGAGAAUAAACUUACUCCUGAACCUUCGUUGCAACCCAUAAAGCUACCACCGGUAUCUGCUUCUGAAUUAAAACUAACCCAAUAUUUAUCCGAAGAAGAAAUUAUGCCUGCCAUAGAUCUCGAUACAACAACUGUCUCGAAAACAUCUGAUGAUCCGGCCUCAGCUGGGCCAUCGAAAGCUGUGGAGUCAGCACUAAAAUCUGAGAAACAACCUGACGAUACGAAAAAGGAGCAAACUUCUGCUGAAGAAGUUAAGGGGAAAGACACUCGACCAUCGCCCUCUAGGCGGUUCGUUCGCGUGCGAUACGAGGAAAAUGACGCUGAAAAGAAACUGCCAGAAAUUUUGCAGGAGAGUAAAGAUGAUGUGGCAGCCUCCUCAGACCAGCAUCUGAAUUAUUUCACCAUGGACAGUGAUGAGCCUAAUCCAACAAAUGCUCAACAAAGUGCUAAUGAGGAUCAGAGCUCGCAGAGUCAAACAUCCGAGCCAAAUGCUUCUGGUGUGAAUAAAAAUAAAAAUGCUUCCUAUAAAAGACGCUCAGAUUGAAUGAAGUUUUGCGUAAAAUAUAGGUACAUGACAUGUAUUUUAACUAAUUUAGUUACUUUUUAGAUACAAUUAUUUUAAUUCGUAUAAGUUCUUUAGUUUGUUAUUAGUUUUAAACAUUGUUCUAUAAUAAAAUGUUAUUUAAUGGUUUAUUUCGUUCGCAUUAGCGAAUAAAUGUACAAUUGUUGUAUAAGCUACAUGACAUGCGUUGUUACACAAUUACUGCAUUUUUGUUCCCUGACUGUACCUAUCUCUAUCAC